Messenger RNA from Clupea harengus (Atlantic herring), 1644 nucleotides. RefSeq names its product ornithine decarboxylase antizyme 1b (gene oaz1b). NCBI's taxonomy places the organism in Eukaryota, Metazoa, Chordata, Actinopteri, Clupeiformes, Clupeidae. The record is from RefSeq and is a predicted model, not a curated record. Gene Ontology annotation, molecular function: ornithine decarboxylase inhibitor activity. Gene Ontology annotation, cellular component: cytoplasm; nucleus. Gene Ontology annotation, biological process: positive regulation of protein catabolic process.
CAAGUCGCCUCUUCACGUCCCUGCGUGCUUUUUUUCUGCUACGUAGCUGCCGCACAAUGUUGCUACACCGAUAUUGAAACCACUUCAGAAUUGACCAUAGCAGAAAGCAGUCAGGCCUUCGAUUCCCUCUCCGAGGCCGGAUGGUAAAAUCCAACCUCCAGCGGAUACUAAACAGUCAUUGCUUUGCUCGCGAAAAAGAAGGAAAACAACAGUUUCUCACCACAAUGGAUGCUUUAAGUAACGACAGUAGUAUUUGUGACAUGAUUGGCAACCUGUCCCUGCACUGUAGUAGUACCCACGGUCCAGUGCCUCUGUGGUGUUCCGAUGCCCCUCACCCACCCCUGAAGAUCCCAGGUGGGCGAGGGAAUGGUCAACGGGAUCACACUCUUGCAGCUCGAACUUUGUAUACAGACAGGAAGUUGACAGUGACUGAGGAGGUGGGAGGGGGUGGCCGCCCCACUAUACUCCACUUCCAGAGCCGCCCCACUGUUUCACGGGUCGUCCACUGGGAGGCAGUGCUGAGUGAGGAGGGCCUGUAUGUGGAGAUCCCACACGACUUGCUGCUGGAGGGCAGCAAGGAGAGUUUUAUCUCUCUUCUGGAGUUUGCUGAAGAACAUCUUAAAGUUGUCAGCGUGUUUGUCUGCUUUUACAAGAACAGAGAAGAUUGUGCUAAAUUAGUGCGCACAUUCAGCUUCCUGGGCUUUGAGAUUGUGAAACCAGGCCAGGCCCUUGUCCCACCUCGACCUGAUGUUUUCUUCAUGGCGUACAACUUUGACAGGGAUUCUUCUGAUGAAGAUUAGUUCCGACCUACACCCCCCCCCCCCCCACACCCCCACCCCUUCUUCUCGCUAUCUUUCCCCACUACUUCUCCCUCUGUGAUCCCAGUUCUGCCUUGCUCAUUUGUUACACUGAAGAAAGUAGUUUUAGAUGUGUUCUCUGUAGCGUGACCGAUUCUGUUCUCUUUGAUCCUGUCAUCUAUAUCUUUCCUGCUCCCUUUCGAUCUCUUGUGUGUUGAAUGGUUGUAUGCUUAUUAUUUAGACUCAUUGGUAUUACAGAACAAAAGAGGGAAGCUCUUGAAAGGGACUUAAUGAGCAUAUUGCAAUUCUUAAAAUAUCAACAAAAAAAAAUGUUUGUUUUUGUUUUGUCAUUUUAUUGUGAAAAUACUCUUGAAUGUACAAACAGGUCAUUCAGUUUACAUUUGGGUACAUCAGUGCUAUCAUUUGAUUGGCUUACAAGAGGAAACGACAUGUUUCCCUUUUCAUGUAAUGAUGCAUGCUAAGACCUAAGGAUGCAAAAUGGUUGUCUUAUCUUGACAACAGAAGUGUGUGGUACGUAUCUGCUGGAUGUUAGCCCUAAAGACAAUGGGAGUGAAGUGUAAAAGGUUCAUUGAUCAUGUAAUCUGGAAAACCUUAGAAACAGAUGAACAUACGAGAUGCUGAUGGGUGAAUUGGUACAAAGCUUGAUAGAACAUCCAAAGUGCUUUUGCCUCUUUAUUGUGUAUAUCAGAUAUUUCCUUUAGCAGUAUUUCCAUGCUGUUUUUACUGGUCUUAUUUCUUGACUUUUUCUGAUAGUUUUGGAGGAUGAUGUAUACCUGCAUAGUGGUACCUGAUGUGCUUCUGUAAUAAAAAAAAUAUUUAGGAAAUA